CACGCACGACGUCAUCAGUCAUCGCCGCGAGCGUCCAUGGGCGCAGCGACCUCCUGCGUGACGAGAUUUCAUCCGAAAUGCUGCGGUUGUUCCAGGCCGCUUCCCGGGCCUGGCUUCGACCCAAUGGCUCCCGGGUCAUCAGCUCUCUAGCAGAAGACGCAGUGCGGCCAGCGGAGAUCUCAGAGCCGGGAGAUAGCGCAGGUCUCCUAGACCCUGUAUUGCGCAAGUGUGAGCUCCCGAUACCGGCGCCCCGGCGCCCAGUGCAAGCCUGGGUCGAGUCUCUCCGAGGCUUUGAGCAGGAGCGCAUCGGUCUGGCGGAGUUGCACCCCGACGUGUUUGCAACGACGCCCCGGCUGGACAUUCUGCACCAGGUUGCCGUGUGGCAGAGGAACUUCAAGAGAAUCAGCUAUGCUAAGACCAAGACCAGGGCGGAGGUGAGUGGUGGUGGCCGCAAGCCCUGGCAGCAGAAAGGCAGUGGCCGUGCCCGGCACGGCAGCAUCCGCUCUCCCAUAUGGCGGGGAGGAGGUGUAGCCCAUGGUCCCCGGGGCCCUACAAGUUACUACUACAUGUUGCCCAUGAAAGUGCGGGCACUGGGCCUCAAGGUGGCCUUGACAGUGAAGCUGAUGCAGGAUGAUCUACACAUUGUGGAUUCCCUGGAACUACCCACUGCAGACCCCCAGUACCUGACAGAGUUGGCCCAGUACCGCCACUGGGGGAGUUCUGUGCUCCUUGUAGACUUAACACACGAAGACAUGCCCAAGAAUGUCAUGGCAGCCACCUCCGGGCUCAACAGCUUCAACCUGAUUCCCGCAGUAGGCCUGAAUGUGUACAGCAUGCUCAAACACCAGACUCUGGUCCUCACCCUGCCUUCCAUCGCCUUCCUGGAGGACAAGCUACUCUGGCAAGAUUCAAGAUACACACCACUCUACCCCUUCCGCUUGCCCUACAGUGACUUCCCCUAACCCUAUCCUGGUCACCUAGGGGCUUGCCCCACUCGGGGGCCAGGUCAGCAAGCACACCAGCCAUCCGCAAAAAAAGCAGUUUCCUGGAGUCUGUCGGACCUUGUUACCAGGAGGGAACAACUACACAGAGUCAAAAUGAUCCCUACCGGGGAUCUCUUUUGUCACAUUAAAAAUGAACCCUAUUUUUCACAAGACUUGGAAAUGGAGCUGGUCACUGCUGUGGGAUCCUGUCAGCUGUUCAUCCAGUGCUGGGUAUUCUUGAUGCCUCUCCUCCAGGGCUCACAGCCUGCCAGGAGGAGUUUCUCCCUCCUCAGGCAGAUGUUGGAGCCCGCAUCGGUGCCAAGCCUGUGCUUUCACCUCCUGGAGGGCCUCCCACCUGGGUGCCAGGCAGGCUCCUUACAGCUUCCUUCAGGUUCAGAUCAGAGCCAAGGUCUUGUGUUCUAGGAUAAAACCAAUAAACCCAUUUAAAGAGACCA
Messenger RNA from Rattus rattus (black rat), 1438 nucleotides. RefSeq names its product mitochondrial ribosomal protein L4 (gene Mrpl4). The record is from RefSeq and is a predicted model, not a curated record. The transcript has 9 exons. The coding region runs from base 78 to 962 and encodes 294 amino acids. Gene Ontology annotation, molecular function: structural constituent of ribosome. Gene Ontology annotation, biological process: translation. Gene Ontology annotation, cellular component: ribosome. NCBI's taxonomy places the organism in Eukaryota, Metazoa, Chordata, Mammalia, Rodentia, Muridae.